AUGGGCCGUACCGUACACGAUGUUGGGAGCCAUACUGAGGCGGUCAUGUAUAGGCCCAUGACUCGUAUAGGAGGAAUAGUAGUCGAAGCCCCAACUUAUGGAAAGCUAAUCACCAUUCUCAGCAUUGAUGGAGGCGGUAUAAGAGGCAUCAUUCCUGGCACUGUCCUUGCUUACCUUGAAUCCCAACUUCAGGAGUUGAAUGGUAAGGAUGCUAGACUUGCAGAUUACUUUGACGUGAUUGCAGGAACAAGCACCGGUGGUCUUGUAACUGCCAUGUUAACAGCUCCAAAUGAAAACAAUCGUCCUUUAUUUGCCGCUAAAGACAUUAAGCCUUUUUAUCUUGAACACAGCCCUAAGAUUUUCCCACAGAAAAGGGGCAUGUUUACAUCACUUAGAAACACGUUGAAUUUAUUAGCUGGACCCAAGUACGAUGGCAAGUAUCUUCACAAAGUUGCUUUAGUUGCCAUAUGCCAGAUAACCAAAAAGGCCUUUAGUGGAAGUCCAGAUUUCUUCCCGAUUAAGCCCAUGGACUAUGGACGCUUUCUAGUGAUCUUAGUAGGCACUGGCUCUGCAAAGGUGGAACAGAAAUACAGUGCGAAAAUGGCAGCCAAAUGGGGUGUUUUUAGUUGGUUACUUCACGGCGGUUCCAGUCCGUUGGUGGAUGUUUUCACUCAAGCAAGUGCUGAUAUGGUUGAUUUCCAUAUUUCUGUGGUUUUUCGAGCUCUUCAUUCCGAAGAAAACUACCUUCGAAUUCAAGAGGACUCCUUAAUUGGGACAGACUCCUCCGUUGAUGUUGCUACAGAGGAGAACUUGAACAGAAUUGUGGAGAUUGGAGAGACGUUGUUGAAGAAACCAGUUUCGAGGGUAAACUUGGAAAUUGGUCUUUCUGAACUAGUCAAAAAUGGUGGCACAAAUAAGGAUGCUCUGAAAAGGUUUGCGAAAUUGCUCUGA
This is a messenger RNA of Ilex paraguariensis (yerba mate), 951 nucleotides long. The record is from the annotation of a GenBank genome assembly. NCBI's taxonomy places the organism in Eukaryota, Viridiplantae, Streptophyta, Magnoliopsida, Aquifoliales, Aquifoliaceae.